Molecule: messenger RNA, 4651 nt
Organism: Leopardus geoffroyi (Geoffroy's cat)
Lineage: Eukaryota; Metazoa; Chordata; Mammalia; Carnivora; Felidae
Gene: MAP3K14
Product: mitogen-activated protein kinase kinase kinase 14
Exons: 17
Coding region: 279-3143 (954 amino acids)
Biological process (GO): protein phosphorylation; positive regulation of canonical NF-kappaB signal transduction
Molecular function (GO): ATP binding; protein serine/threonine kinase activity
Source: RefSeq, a predicted model, not a curated record
UGGUCCCGGAGCACAGCGGUCGGCGGCCGACGGCGGGAGACCGCGGGCGAGGGGAGCGCGACACUCGCUGGUUGGGGAGAUCGGCGCUCAGCCGAUGGAACUUUCUCCUUAUCCCUGGUGCCCGGGAUCAUCCUGUCUCUGAAGGUCAUCCUCCAAUUCCCCCAUUCAGCCAACAUCGAUCGUCUCGUCUAUGCCCCGCCGUGCUAUACUCUGAGGGCACCAUUCCUGCCCUCAGGAGCCUUCUGACCAGGCAGGGCCGGCGAGCGUGAGCCUGGGAGAUGGCAGUGAUGGAAAUGGCCUGCCCAGGCGCCCCUGGUUCGGCGGCCGGGCAGAAGGAGCUCGCCAAGGCCAAGGAGAAGACACAGGCGAUGGGCAAGAAACAAAACCCCGCCAACAAGCUCGAGGCUGUAGAGAAGAGCCCUGUGUUCUGCGGGAAGUGGGACAUCCUGAACGACGUGAUCACCAAAGGCACAGCCAAAGAAGGCUCCGAGGGAGGACUGGCAGCGAUCUCCAUCAUCGCGCAGGCCGAAUGUGAGAACAGCCAAGAGUUCAGCCCUACCUUUUCAGAGCGGAUUUUCAUCGCCGGGUCCAAACAGUACAGCCAGUCCGAGAGUCUCGAUCAGAUCCCCAACAAUGUGGCCCACGCAACCGAGGGCAAAAUGGCCCGUGUGUGUUGGAAGGGGAAGCGUCGCAGCAAAGCCCAGAAGAAACGCAAGAAGAAGAGCUCCAAGUCCCUGGCUCAGGCGGGAGCGGCCUUGGCCAAACCCCUCCCCAGAACCCCGGAGCAGGAGAGCUGCACUGUCCCUGUGCAGGAGGAUGAGUCCCCACUGGGCCCCCCAUAUGUGAGGAACACCCUCCAGUUCACCAAGCCUCUGAAGGAGCCGGGCCUCGGCCAACUCUGUUUCAAGAAGCUUGAGGAGGGCCUGCGGCCCGCACUGCCUCGAUCAGAACUCCACAAACUGAUCAGCCCCUUGCAAUGUCUAAAUCACGUGUGGAAACUCCACCACCCCCAGGAUCUAGGCCCCCUGCCCCAGCCUGCUCACCCCUUCCCCUACAGCAGACUGCCCCAUCCCUUCCCGUUCCACCCUCUCCAGCCCUGGAAACCUCACCCCUUAGAGUCCUUCUUCCUAGACAAACUGGCCUGUAUAGACAGCCAGCAGCCCCUGUCCGGCCCCCACCUGGGCAAACUGGCCUGUGUGGACGGUCAGAAGCCUGUGCCCGGCCCACACCUGGAGCCCGGCUGCCCGUCCCGGGGCCCGUAUGACAAGUUUUCUGUGGAGGAAUACAUGGUACACGCCCUGCAAGGCAGUGUGAGCUCAGGCCAGGCCCACAGCCUGGCCAGCCUGGCCAAGACCUGGUCGGCAGGAGGUUUCAAGCCCCAGAAGCCCAGCCCUGAAACGAUGGACAGCGAGGGGGUCCUGCUUACAGAGAAACUCAAGCCAGUGGAUUAUGAGUACCGAGAGGAGGUCCACUGGGCCACGCGCCAGCCCUGCCUGGGCAGAGGCUCCUUCGGAGAGGUGCACAGGAUGCAGGACAAGCAGACUGGCUUCCAGUGUGCGGUCAAAAAGGUGCGCAUCGAAGUGUUUCGGGCAGAGGAGUUGAUGGCAUGUGCAGGAUUGACCUCACCCAGAAUCGUCCCUCUGUAUGGAGCUGUGAAGGAAGGUCCUUGGGUCAACAUCUUCAUGGAACUCUUAGAAGGUGGCUCGCUGGGUCAGCUCAUAAAGCAGAAGGGCUGUCUGCCGGAGGACCGGGCCCUUUACUACCUAGGCCAGGCUCUGGAAGGGCUGGAGUACCUUCAUACCCGAAGGAUUCUGCACGGAGAUAUCAAAGCUGACAAUGUGCUCCUGUCCAGCGAUGGGAGCCGUGCAGCCCUCUGUGACUUCGGCCAUGCUGUGUGCCUUCAACCCGAUGGCCUGGGGAAGUCCUUGCUCACGGGGGACUACAUCCCUGGCACAGAGACCCACCUGGCUCCAGAGGUGGUGAUGGGCAAGCCCUGUGAUGCCAAGGUGGACGUGUGGAGCAGCUGCUGUAUGAUGCUUCACAUGCUCAACGGCUGCCACCCUUGGACCCAGUACUUCAGAGGGCCACUGUGCCUCAAGAUUGCCAGCGAGCCACCGCCUGUGAGGGAGAUCCCACCGUCCUGUGCCCCUCUCACGGCCCAGGCCAUCCAGGAGGGGCUAAGGAAAGAGCCUGGGCACCGCGCGUCUGCAGUGGAGCUGUGGAGGAAGGUCAGCCUGGCCCUGCAGCAUGUGGGAGGUCUGAGGAGCCCUUGGAGGGGAGAGUAUAAAGAGCCAAGACAUCCGCCGCCACACCAAGCCCAUCCGCCGCCCAGCCAAGGCCACUCUCCCCGGACGCCACAGGCCCAGCCGAGGGAGCUCUCACCUGGGGCUCCGGGGCCCCAGCCAACCGAGGACACGACAGGCGGGGCCCCUAAGCUCCAGCCUCCUCUACCCCCAGAACCCCCAGAGCGGAACAAGUCUCCAAGCCUCAACUGGGGCAAGGAGGAGUCUGGAACAUGGGAACCAUUACCUCUGUCCUCCCUGGACCCGGCCCCUGCCAAAAACCCCAGCUCGGCGGAGCGGAAGGCGACCUUCCCAGAGCAGGAGCUGCAACAACUGGAAAUAGAACUGUUUCUGAACAGCCUGUCCCAGCCGUUUUCACUGGAGGAGCAGGAGCAGAUUCUCUCGUGCCUCAGCGUCGACAGCCUCUCUCUGUCAGACGACAGCGAGAAGAACCCGUCAAAGGCCUCUCAGAGCUCGCGGGACACCCUGAGUUCCGGUGUGCACUCAUGGAGCAGCCAGGCAGAGGCUCGCAGCUCCAGCUGGAACAUGGUGCUGGCACGGGGGCGGCCCACCGACACUCCAAGCUACUUCAAUGGUGUGAAAAUCCAAAUACAGUCUCUCAACGGCGAACACCUGCACAUCCGGGAGUUUCACCGGGUCAAGGUGGGGGACAUCGCAACAGGCAUCAGCAGCCAGAUCCCAGCCGCAGCCUUCAGCUUGGUGACCAAGGACGGGCGGCCCGUGCGCUAUGACAUGGAGGUGCCAGACUCGGGCAUCGACCUGCAGUGCACCCUGGCCCCUGAUGGCAGCUUUUCCUGGAGCUGGAGGGUCAAGCAUGGCCACCUGGAGAACAGGCCCUAACCCAGCCUUCCACCACUGGCUCUGCUCCACCGGAAGCGGCCUGCCUUCUUGGUGUCAGUGCCGCCCCCGACACACGGGCUCAGCCUGCUCCCAGGGACCCGCCACCCUGUGGCUUCACUGGUGGGACUAGGGGUGAGCAGAAUGCCUCCCAGGAUCUGCUGUGUCCUGCCUGACCCUGCCAAGAGAACGCCCGGUGCCCAUGUGAGGAGGAGGAGGGAGGCAGGAGGCCGCUCCCCAUGGGGAGCCAAAAGGGUCUUCUCUGCUCUGGUCCAAACAAGCUGGCCUGACCUGCUUAGAUCAGUGACCACUUGCUGGCAAUCAGGAUAGAGCAGCUUCCGGCCUGGGUCAGGGAGGGGUGGGCGAGCCCCUCAGCCUCCAAGCAGGUGUGAGGGUGUGGAGUGUCCCAGGACCCACACCCAGGUCCAAUGCAGGAGCGGGACGGCAGGCGUACCCACCCCCGGAUUAGCGGGGAGCCCUCUGACCCCCUUGCCUGGCCAUCGAACCCCCCUUUAGACCUAGCAGCUUUUCUGCCAGAGUCAGGGAGGGAGGAAGGCCGGACGCUGGAAGUCUCCCAGGGAGAACAUGCUCGUCAUGUUGUUGCAGGACAGGUCCUGAGCCGAACUCCGCUUCAGCCAAGGACCAGAGGUGUCUUAAGUGAAAUGGUUCUCAGUCCCCAAGCACAUGUCCCUUUGCCGCCGGCCACCAGUCUUCCCCAGAGCAGCAGGCUCUGAGCCCCAGCACUGCUCCCGACUGGCUGGCACUGAGCCCCCUCAUCUGUCAAAGUGAAGGGUGACGGGAGCCCUACCUGGCAGGAGCCGUCUGGAGCUGGGGUGUGGCAGAUGUGUGAGAAAGCAGCAGCCGCAGGCACCCCCCCCCAUCCACCCCACCCCCACCCCCCGUUCCUCCCGGCCACGGCUUGGAACAUCAUGCACACCAGCUUCCUGAGACACAGCCCCAGCAUCACACUCACACCAGCCCCGCCCUGCCCCUCGUCCAGGGACAACUGCCAACUGCACUUUGCACUCUGAUGACCUCAAAGCACUUUCACGGCUGCCCUCCAGGAGGGCAGGUCAGUGGUUCUGCACGCGCAAAAGCAGGCCAGGAGAUGGGGUGAAGGGAUUCAAGUCUUGACCUGUCUUUACGCGCACGACCCCUCAAACCUCCGUUUUUCUUUAAGAUGAGCCCCACCCCCCACCCCAUUGCCCCGGCCCUGUCUUGUCUUCAGUGGGGGUGCUGAUCAGGACUCAUGUAGCAUUAAUCAACUGUGAAUCAUUGUGUGGGGGCCUGCCAGCCUCUGCUUCUGGGGGUGAGGGGUGGCCCCUGAGAUCCCUCCUUGGGAGAAGCUCGUCCCCGUGUCUUGCCAAGGCGGCGUCUGCCCAGCUAUCCACAUCGAGCAAUUCUCCUCCCCAUGGAGGGACCCCCAGCCCCCAGGACGUGAAGAUCUCCAGCCUUGGUACUGCAGAGUUCAGGUUGUAGAGAACUCUUUGUAAGCAAUAAAGUUUGGGGUG